Molecule: messenger RNA, 2529 nt
Organism: Sciurus carolinensis (gray squirrel)
Lineage: Eukaryota; Metazoa; Chordata; Mammalia; Rodentia; Sciuridae
Gene: Cxcr6
Product: C-X-C motif chemokine receptor 6
Exons: 2
Coding region: 147-1166 (339 amino acids)
Biological process (GO): chemotaxis; immune response; G protein-coupled receptor signaling pathway
Cellular component (GO): membrane
Molecular function (GO): coreceptor activity; C-X-C chemokine receptor activity
Source: RefSeq, a predicted model, not a curated record
CACAGAGCAAAAUGGCCAGGCUACAGAGCUCGUCUGUGCUUGGUUCUGAUUCCACUGCUGCCAUUUGCUGCUGAGGGUUAAAUUAGAGAAAUGCAAAAACUACUGACUUUGGUUCUGGAAACACAGCACACCGCAGAGCAGACACGAUGGAGGAGUAUGAGUAUAUGGAUCCCUUGUUCUUCAACGCCUCCAGUGACAGCAGCCAGGAGCACGAGGGCUUCCUGCAGUUCAGAAGGAUCUUCCUGCCCUGUGUGUACGCAGUGGUGUUCGUUUUUGGCCUGGUGGGGAACUCCCUGGUGCUGGUCGUGUACAUCUUCUACCAGAAGCUGAAGAGCCUGACGGAUGUGUUCCUGGCGAACCUGCCCCUGGCUGACCUAGUGUUUGUCUGCACUCUGCCCUUCUGGGCCUACGCAGGCUUCCACGAGUGGGUCUUUGGCAAGGUCAUGUGCAAGACCCUCCGGGGCAUCUACACCAUUAACUUCUACACCUCCAUGCUCACCCUCACCUGCAUCACUGUGGAUCGCUUCAUCGCUGUGGUUCAGGCCACCAAGGCCUACAACCAGCAGGCCAAGCGGAUGACCUGGGGCAAGGUCAUCUGCUUGAUUAUUUGGGUGGUCUCCCUGCUGGUUUCCUUGCCACAGAUCAUCUACAGCAAUGUCCUCCAACUCGACAAGGUCAUCUGCGGCUACCACGAUGAAGCGAUCACCACCAUAGUUCUUGCCUCCCAGAUGACUCUGGGAUUCUUCCUGCCACUGCUUGCCAUGAUCGUUUGCUACUCUGUCAUCAUCAAGACUCUGCUUCGCGCUCGAGGUUUCCGGAAGCACAAAUCUCUAAAGAUCAUCUUCCUCGUGGUGGCCGUGUUCCUGCUCACCCAGACCCCCUUCAACCUCGUCAAGCUCAUUCGCAGUACGAGCUGGGAGUACUAUGCCAUGACCAGCUUUGACUAUGCCAUCAUGGUGACAGAGGCCAUCGCGUACCUGCGGGCCUGCCUCAACCCUGUGCUCUAUGCCUUUGUUGGCCUUAAGUUUCGGAAGAAUUUCCGGAAACUUGCGAAGGAUAUUGGCUGUCUCCCUUACCUGAGAGUCUCUAGUCAGUGGAAGUCUUCUGAGGACAAUUCCAAGAGUUGUUCUUCCUCCCACAAUGUAGAGGCUACCAGCAUUUUCUAAUCUGUAGGCCUCCCUGGGCUUGAGAAACUGCUCUGGAAUUGGCAGGAGCAUGGCUGUCAAUGCUCUGGAUCUGAUGCGGGAGGCUUUGUUUAUAGCGAGUGCAUUCUCAGAGAAGAAAUCAGACAUGGUGGUUGGCCUCAGUGCUUCACAGGCAUGGACAUACCCUGCUCUCCUCUCUUAUUAAGACCCAGAGCUGAUGCUUGAAGUGGGGGAUGUCUAUAAUUUUUAAGGGCUUUCCUUCCUAAUCCCUAAGAACACUGAAGCCCAGGGGAUGAAGAUCUUGGGAUGAUAUCCUAAGAUCUCAGGUUUGCCAUUACUGGGACUGGAGCUGAAGAGGAAGCACAGGCAACAAAGUUGUUGGUGGCAGGUGAUGUGCUGGCUUCCAAGUACAGAAGACUCUCCUGACCACUGGCAAGGAGUGGAGAUGGGAGUGGUCUUGAAAGCAAGUGAGGUCUAUGUAGCUCAGACCUCAAUCAUCAGGUACCUAAUAGGAAUGAGGUCAAUGUCUGCCACACCUUGGUUUUUGCAUAGGUGAUGCUUAGGUUCUCUCUGAUUAAUCCUGGGAGGACCAGCACUGGAGACUAUGUGAACCCAAACAAAUGAGAGUUGGCUGGAGAUUCCAAUGGCUCAUGCAAUGCUAGAACAAUGUGCAAAACAGCUUAAGACUAGAAAAAACAUAAGCGGCAUUUUUGGCGUGGACUCUUGGGUGGCUUCACUCACUUAAAAAAGGGAAUUAUCAAAUGCCUGCCAUAUGCACAUAUAUGAAUGUGCACACACACAGUCACACACAUCAAACAGCAUAUGAGUUUCAUGAUAGGAAAUAAAAUUUUUAAAAAGUCUUUGAACUACUUUUACCUUUAGGAUCAUUCAACUUUAAUAUGGUGUGUCUGAACCUGCAAAAAAACAGUUACUGGGAGGGAGGAGUGGAAGUUCACCAGACUGGACGGUGGAGAAUGGAGGGACUGGAGGGGGGAUGGGAACGGGAAAUCAGACAUAACUUCCUACGUUCAUAUACGACACACCACCAGUGUAGCUCCACAUCAUGUACAACCACAAGGAUGGGAGGUUAUACUCCAUGACUGUAUGUCAAAAUACAUUCUAUUGUCCUGUGUAUCUAAAGAGAACAAAUAAAAAAUACACCAGAUAUAUGAAGAUAUAUUUUAAAAAGCCAAUUACUUCUAGGCUCAGAAUACAAGAACUAAGUUAAAACUGUAAACUUGUGGGGCAAGAUCUAUGAAGGAAAUGGAACACAUCAAUGGUAACAACCUUGCUCUUUCACUGUGGUUUCCAGCCUCCUGCCCAAAAUGAAGGGUACAUUUGUUCAACUUCUAUAAUAUAGUCACAGGAUGAGAGAGUUUUAAAU